CGACUCGAAAGCUUCACUCGUUGAUGUUCCGCCGAUCCGACCGGACGUGUACCGAUCCGAACAGACGCGCCACAGCUUCACCCGGGGUCGGGUUUCGCCGAACAAGUCGCGUAGAAGGACAGCGGAAUACCAAAAAAAAAAAAAACAAGCAUUAAGAACGAGCAACAGUCGUAACGGCAGUUAUUAUCAACGGAUUUCCUCGGUCGCCGCUGUGCCAAGUGUUUUGUGUACGGUGUUUGUGUAACGAUGUUCACCACGGUGCCGAUUAUCUCUGUGCGGGUUUGUUACGCAUUUUAAAGUCAUCGUUUUGCGCGUACACCCCGUGUAAAGGUAGACUUGUAGGUGUAAUUUUUUAAAAAUGCUUCGUGAACCGUAACCGGGCGAAGCUAGAGAAAACAAAACAAAAAAGUUAAUCGGGAGUUGCGCAUAAAAAAUCGGCCCCGUUGUAGUAGUGUUGAACAACAGUGUCGAGGGGGGGGAAAAGUAAAAAGACCAAACCCAGCGAAGGCAGUGCGUGCACGAAAACAGCAAGUUUUAAGCGGAGGUGAAAUUGAAGUUGGUCAUCCAGUCCGCCAGUGACGACAAAGCUUUCGUUUUCGCAAGCAUUUUAAUCUCGGUGAAGUAGUGGAAAUAGGAGUGUGUUGUUUAAGCGAUACGAAGCGCAAAAGGAAAAGAAACAUAGUGUCGCGUGCUCGAAGCGUAGCGUAGAAGGAAAGCUCCAGUGAAAGUGUCCGGUCCGCCGGUCCCAGUGUGAGUUGGUAACAGUGAGUGUAAAGGCAGUGAGUGUAAAGUAACGUGUGGAUGCGUCCACACCCAAUGUGUUCCAACCAUCGUGGCGGUGGAUCGAGGCGCAGAUCGGAUCGCCCUUGCGCAGGCAAUAAAAGGGAGUCUGUUUGCGUACUCCGCCGAUAGUUGGCUGCGUUGGCAAAUGAAAGGAUAAUAGUGGCGCUUGAUUACACAAUCAAUAUUAAUUAAGCAAAUGAGUGCUGUGCACCUUUGGCAGUGUAGGGUGCCACCGUCGUCGCUACCAGAAUCUACCGAUCGGCAGUGUACGGAGAUCCCGUGCGGUGGAAAAAUAUUUACCCUCCCAUAAGAGUUCCGUUAGGUUCUCCGGUGUGGUGAAAAACAAAAAUAUAAAUCUUCCCCUCGAGAAGAAGCUUUGAAGUAAAAGGGUUAGGGAUUUGUUUAACGGCGAGCCCUCGCCAAAACCCUACCUUUUGCACACAACGUCGGUACUACGGCGAAAGAUCGGCGUAACUUCGAGAUCGGGGAUACGGCAAGCACAUACCUACAAGAGAGCAAGUUGUAGAAGAAGGUCUAAAGGAAAACCAGUUUUCCCUCGCGACAACCCAGCCUCCUCUCGCUCUCCCCGGACAGUUACAGGUCUAACGAGAACACGGUCAACUGCCGCCCUCCCCCGAUUUGCACAUUCCAUAACUGCCAGUGGUGCAAACAAAAACAACUCCCCCAUUUCGGGGCGCGUGCCUUCGUAUCGCAGCCCGGUCACAACAAGCUGCAGAGGUGGUGGAGAUCAUCAGCACCGGUCUCAGCUGUCUCAGCCACCGUUGACAGGCGGGUUUUCGCCGCAAGUCUACCCCGGUACCGAGAAGUUCACAUUACAGGUGUGACGGCACGGUAUGACUUCUUCCAUAUUUCUCACCAUGGCAGGAUGGACUAGUGACAAGUUUCGUCUCUCCUGUAUCGACAACAAUGGUCUCAAACGUACGCUGCUGAAAAUGCUGAUACUAGACAAUGGAACGAAGAACUCGAACAUCGAAGCGGAACGUACAGCGACGGAGUAUCUGGUCGACCAGGGUGUGCCAACGGCGAACGCCAACAAAUCGCUGCUCAGCUUUCUGGCAAUCAAUGCUCUCGAGCUCAGUGCACCCGCCAGUCCCGUCCUGCUAGAAUGUAACGCCCCGACCGUUCCUCCCGGCUGGCUGCAGCUUUCCGGCCAUCCCAAAAGCAUUGCCCCGAUGGCGAACGGUAUCGUGCGAAAGCGCAUUUCCGGCCCGAACGAUACGGAGCUGCUCGCCUACCGCCAGCUGAUGGUGGAUCCGCACGCGAUCAAGGUCGUGCCCAAGUUCCUCGGCGUACACCAGCUCGGCGGUGAGCACUUUAUCGAGCUGCACAACAUGCUGCACGGGUUUGUCGAGCCGAACGUGAUGGACAUCAAGAUGGGCUUCCGGACGUUCACGGAAACCGAAGUCAGCAAUACCGCGCUGCGGGAAGAUCUGUACAAAAAGAUGAUUGCCGUCGAUCCGAACGCACCGACCGCCGAGGAGCACGCACGGAAAGCGAUCACCAAGCUGCGGUACAUGCAGUUCCGGGAAAACAUGUCAUCCACGCAGGAGAAAGGUUUUCGCAUUGAGGCACUGAAGAUGCGGGGCUUUUCACCCGUCACCGAUCUGAAGACGAUCAAGAACGAUCAUCAGAUACGCACGACGGUGGGCCACUUUGUGAAUGGGCGGCGCAGUGUGGCGAAGGACAUCCUCAAACGAUUGCGCCAGAUGCGUACGCUGAUCGAAAAGUCCGAGUUCUUCCAGCGCCAUCAGGUGUUGGGUAGCAGCGUGUUCAUCGUGUACGACGACCAUCAGGUCGGUGUGUGGUUGAUCGACUUUGCCAAAGCACUGCCACUGCCAGCAGGGACGAAGGUUACGCACAGACGCCGCUGGCAGAUGGGCAACUGUGAGGAGGGUCUGCUGCACGGGUUCGAUGAGCUGAUCCGGACGAUGGAAGCGGUACAGCAGAAUGUCCACUCGUUGCGCAAUCAGUCACGUGCGACGGACGUUUAGGAUUUGUUGCUGGUGGUCUUUUACCAGGCUCGAACGAAUUUCAUUUUCUCGAAUAGUUGUUUGCGAAGGCUGGUCCCUUCAAACGGUGUCGACAGACGUGAAACUAGUCAAUAUGUAGGAUCGUUUAAUGGCGAAGUGGUGGAGUUUAGAAGUAGGAAAUCUUCCCAAAAAAAAAAAAAAACAAAAACGAUAUGUCGAAGAAGAAAGCAAAAAAACACAAGACUGAACCUUCGCCGCAAAGAAGGCGAUACCGAUGUCGUUUGCGGUCUGGGCUGUAGCGCGAGCGUAUCGUAUUCUUUGAAGAAUGUUAAAACAAUGUUCCAUAUUGGAAGAAAAAGCAAGCAAGCUUAUAGUGUGUUAAAGAGGAGAAAUUGCAUAAGAAGAAAAGCUAGUGAAUAUUGCGAUAAAUCUGGAGGAGAUAUAGCUGUGUAGGAGGACACACACACAUUGGAGCGCACAUGUUAUACUAGCUAUUACUACUACUGAUACUACUACUACCACUACUACUACUACUGCUACUGCUACUUACUGCUCCAAAUCGUGAAAUCCUCCGAACGAAAUUGCAAACUGAAACGUUCCGUUCCACUUACUAUUCAAACUCAUUUAACAGGCAGCUCUUACCAUACGUAAGCUUCUAGAAGUGUUACACAGGCAUAAGGCUAUUCCGAGCAUGUUAAUAUAUACACUAUAGGCGCGGCAUAAUGCAUACCCCCCCUUUUUGCUUACUAUUUAAUGUGUUAAAUGUUUAAAUUAAUAAAAUGUAAAAACAAUUCUCAAUGUA
Molecule: messenger RNA, 3576 nt
Organism: Anopheles stephensi (Asian malaria mosquito)
Lineage: Eukaryota; Metazoa; Arthropoda; Insecta; Diptera; Culicidae
Gene: IP3K1
Product: inositol-trisphosphate 3-kinase A
Exons: 4
Coding region: 1638-2795 (385 amino acids)
Biological process (GO): inositol phosphate biosynthetic process
Cellular component (GO): cytoplasm; nucleus
Molecular function (GO): inositol tetrakisphosphate kinase activity; inositol-1,4,5-trisphosphate 3-kinase activity
Source: RefSeq, a predicted model, not a curated record